Panicum virgatum (switchgrass) is the source of this 1183-nucleotide messenger RNA. RefSeq lists its product as uncharacterized. The record is from RefSeq and is a predicted model, not a curated record. The coding region runs from base 239 to 652 and encodes 137 amino acids. The transcript has 2 exons. NCBI's taxonomy places the organism in Eukaryota, Viridiplantae, Streptophyta, Magnoliopsida, Poales, Poaceae.
CCCCUACCUCUAGACUGGAGAGACUAGCGCUCGUGCUAUAUAACCCCUCGCACCCAGGCCAAAUCCGUCCAGAGCUUGGCGCAUCGUCAGCACACUAGCUUAGCCACUGCACUAGUGGAGGACGAGGAGGAAGAGCAGAAGCAAGCGCACGCCGCUUCUCCCACGCGCACGAGGCUAGCCGCACGUGUGAAGCAGGAGGGUUUUGGUCGCGCGCGUUAGAUGGCACGUACGCGUUGACAUGUACAGCCCGGAGCAGCAGCCGCCGCCACCGCAGCACAUGGCGCCGCCGCGGAUGUCCUUCUCCAGCGACUUCGCGCUGGAGCAGCCGCCGCCGCCGCGCCCGCCGGGCCGCGCGGACGCCGACUUCGAGUUCUCGCCGGUGGGCAGCCGGCCCAUGAUGGCCGCGGACCAGCUCUUCUCCAAGGGCCGCAUCCUGCCGCUGCGGGAGGCGGCGCGCGGGGCCGGGUCCCCGACGACCCUGCGCGACGAGCUGCGCGCGCACGCCGCCGACGACCGCGGCGCCGCUCGCCGCGGGCCGCGGUGGAAGGAGCUGCUGGGGCUCAAGAGGGCGCACAGGAAGGGCGCCGCGUCCGCCGCCGACGCUCACGUGGAUCUUGCUGGAGACCAUGCUGCCGCAGAUGCAGGAGAGUGAACAAGCCAGCAGAGGCUGUCACUGAUGAGGCAUGUAACUGGAGCAUGGCAAAGUAACUCCUGAUGAGGCAAACUAGUACUUAAUUUGGCGUUGCAGAGAUGUAAUCCUAGCAUUGAUCUUUCAAAGUUCACCGUCGUCUAACUUUCCAUUUCUUUCACUGGUUUGGGAAGUAAGAAACCUAAGGCGCGGCCAUGUCCAUUCACCUAUUGGAUUCCUUUCUGGAGCGGAAAAGAAGAUCUUGGGCUUUCGAUGACCUUUUUUUUGGGGGGCUAGAAUUGAGUAAUGGCUACUGCUAGUAACUAGUGGGUGAAAUGAAACGUUGAGAUUACUUUCAGCUAGCUGAGUUCUAUAUUUUUCCCCUUCUUUGGUCUGGAGGGUCAAGUAGUGAUUGUACUUUUCUAGCUGGGGUGGUGUGUUUUCACUCUCAACCUGUACAAAUUAAAAUGUGUUUGUCCGUAGCUUUUGGAUUCAGUGAAAAGAAAAAGGGUAACGAAAAACGGGUUACCUGGUCCGAUUCAUCAAAGUGUUCAA